Cucurbitaria berberidis CBS 394.84 is the source of this 967-nucleotide messenger RNA. RefSeq names its product signal peptidase 22 kDa subunit. Bases 150 to 920 code for a protein of 256 amino acids. NCBI's taxonomy places the organism in Eukaryota, Fungi, Ascomycota, Dothideomycetes, Pleosporales, Cucurbitariaceae. Gene Ontology annotation, cellular component: signal peptidase complex; membrane. The transcript has 2 exons. The record is from RefSeq and is a predicted model, not a curated record. Gene Ontology annotation, biological process: protein targeting to ER.
GACCACCAUAGCUCAACGCUCCACAUCUGCCCUCAGAACUACUUCUCACCUCCCGCAACCUUCUCCGCGCAACCUGCAAAUCUUGUACGGGCCACCAAGUUCGAUUGAAUACUCAUUCGACUGAGUGCUCGCUCCGCGCUUCCCUCAUUAUGCACUCCGCGCUCGUGCGGCUCCAGAAUGUCUUCGGCUUCUUCACCACCGUCGCAUUCACAGUUGCCACGGUCAUUGCGCUGAGCAGCUUCAUAUCCCCGCAGAGCCCGAGUGCGAGUGUGCAGCUGCGGAAUGUGCAGGUAGUCAAAGGACGGCCGCACUACUACAGCUACAAGAAGGAGGAAUACGCGCAUAUCAAGUUCGACUUGGAUACGGACCUCCGCACCCUCUUCAACUGGAACACGAAACAAGUCUUCCUGUACCUAAAAGCCAUCUACCCCUCCACCCGCGCCAACGAGCCCGCCUCGGAAGCCAUAAUCUGGGACGCAAUCCUAGCCUCCAACUCGGCGCCCUGGCACCAAAACCACUACACGCACCCAGACCCCAAAUCCAAGCUCCCCAAGAAAUCCAAAAAAGCCUCGUUGGCAUCCAAAUCCAAAGCCACCUCCCCGUACCCCAUUGGCGAACUCCACCUCCCGAACCAGCGGCCCAAGUACCAGAUCACGGAUAUCACGGGCAAGCUGGGGAAUCGCACCGAUGUGGUGCUGGAGCUCGGGUGGAAUGUGCAGCCGUGGGUGGGCGCGUUGACGUGGGCCAACUUUGACAAGUUUGGGGCGUGGCAGGGGUUGCGGGGGGGAAGGAGCGAGGCGUUUGAUUUGCCUGAGGUCGGGGCCAAGGCGGUUAAGAAGAAGGAUUUGGAGACGGAGAAGGGGGCCGAGGGGUAUCGGUUGGAGGUGAAUGGGGAGCAGCCGCGGAGGAAGAAUGUGUAGGAGAGGAUGGGGAGGCUGAAGAUGACGGCGGGUGAAGUGGCAGAUAU